Molecule: messenger RNA, 1168 nt
Organism: Cuscuta campestris
Lineage: Eukaryota; Viridiplantae; Streptophyta; Magnoliopsida; Solanales; Convolvulaceae
Source: the annotation of a GenBank genome assembly
CAAAAGUGUACUCCAAACAAUCCCACCACCUGCAUCACCACAAAAAAAGGCAAAAAAAAUUCAAAAAAAAAAAUAAAAUUUAAAAACAAGAUAAAAUGAAUGGUAAAAAGAGGGUGAUGUACCCCUUUCCCUUCCCCUGGCAUAUCCGUUACACGAAUUCAUCGUCGUCCUCAAUCUCAAACUGUCAGUGCAUUCCGAAUCGGGAGGAGUUCUCAAGAUGUUGAGGCUGAAGAGACUAACCUCAGCUUCUGCAUUUCUCAGUUCAAGAAGCUUGUUAGCACGCCAAGACAAUCUGUUCCGCCCCCUCAUCUCUCAACACAACCCGUAUCAAUGGUCUUCCCUUCGCUUCCUAGACAUUUACCAGCUUGGUAACAAGGCUGCGAUUGAGAAAGAACGCGCGAGGCUUUCAGAUGAACUGAGCAGGGGAUAUUUUGCUGACAUGUCUGAAAUGAAGGAACAUGGGGGUAAGAUUGCAAUGGCCAAUAAGAUCAUAAUACCUGCAAUAGCAGCUGUAAAAUUUCCUCCAUUAGAGGUGAAUUACUCUAACAGCUCCAUUCUCAAGCUGCCUAUUGCUUGCUAUGGGAAAGAUAGUGCCGAUGCAAAUGUGCCGAGGGCAUCAUUGUUAUGUCUUUCUUUUCGUGCAAGCUCCGAGCCAAUGAUUCAUUCUUGGAGCGUGCCAUUUGUUGAUGCAUUCAAAGAUUCAAAUAAGGUCCACUUGUAUGAGAUAUCCUUUGUAGAUUCAUGGCUGUUAUCACGCAAUCCAAUGAAAAAGCUGCUUCUUCGUGUGAUGAAGAAACCUAAACCUGAUCUUCGGAAGGAUGAUGUAUUGCAAAGACAGAUUGUAUACUCAUUUGGUGACCAUUAUGAGUUCAGAAAAGAACUUAAAAUACUGAACCUCCUGACAGGGUACAUAUAUUUAGUGGACAAAUAUGGUAGAAUACGAUGGCAGGGUUUCGGUUCAGCAACACCAGAAGAGACGGCAUCACUCUUGUCAUGUACCUCAUUGCUAUUGCAAGAGGAAUGACAGGCUAUAAUGACAGGCUUGACAAUAUGGAAAGGAAGUUAGCAAGUUUCUUGGAAACUGAUCUCUAGUCUUUGGAUGUUUGGCAAGGAUUCCUUGAAAAUUGCUGGCAUAGAUGUUGUGUAAUAAUGAAAUUUUUAUUGCCUU